GUUAUAAACAGACUUGAUGGAGAAUAAGUCUGAGCUGGUGUUGGAGCUUCAGGGUCUCAAUGACUCGCUGACCAACCGCCAGACGUUCUUCGCCUUCGCUCUGAUGUCGUACGUCUUGACGAUCUUCGUCAACGUGACGCUCAUCGUCACCGUCUGUCUGGAGAAGACGCUCCACCAGCCGAUCUACGUCUUCAUGUGCAACCUGUGUUUUAACGGCAUCUGCGGAGCGUCCAGUUUCUACCCGAAGCUGCUUCACGACCUUCUGGCCGACUCUCACGCCAUCACGUACUCCGGCUGUCUGGCGCAGCUGUUUGGCGUUUACUGUUACGUCUUCUGCGAGUUCACCAGUCUGACCGUCAUGGCGUACGACCGCUACCUCGCCAUCUGUAAGCCGCUGCAGUACCAGACGCUGAUGACGGGGCAGAAGGUGGCGCAGCUGCUGCUGCUCACCUGGUGCUUCUCGCUGCUGGAGACGGCGAUCGGCGUCACGCUGACCGCCAACCUGCCACUCUGCAGACGCCACGUCAAGAAGAUCUUCUGCACCAACUGGGAGGUGGUGAAGCUGUCGUGCUCCGACACGACGGUCAACAACAUCUACGGCUUCGUGCUGACGUUCUCGCACAUCCUGCAGACCGUCCUGAUCCUGGUGUCCUACACCCACCUGGUCCGAGCCUCGCUCCGGUUGCACUCCGACCGCAGGAAGUUCGUACAGACGUGUCUGCCGCACCUCGCCACGCUGCUCGUCUUCCUCGGCUCGCUGAUGUUCGACAUCAUGUAUUCCCGUUACGGCGGCGGCGGCGGCGGCACGCUGCAGGCGCUGCAGAACGCGCUGGCUGCAGAGUUCCUGGUGGUCCCGCCCCUCAUCAACCCCAUCAUCUACGGCAUGAAUCUGCACCAGAUCAGGACCAGAAUCCUCCAGAACUUCACCCACAAACCAGAACCCCACAAACCACGCCCAUGA
Messenger RNA from Sebastes umbrosus (honeycomb rockfish), 961 nucleotides. Its product is annotated as putative gustatory receptor clone PTE03. The coding region runs from base 17 to 961 and encodes 314 amino acids. Gene Ontology annotation, biological process: G protein-coupled receptor signaling pathway. Gene Ontology annotation, cellular component: membrane. NCBI's taxonomy places the organism in Eukaryota, Metazoa, Chordata, Actinopteri, Perciformes, Sebastidae. The record is from RefSeq and is a predicted model, not a curated record. The transcript has a single exon. Gene Ontology annotation, molecular function: olfactory receptor activity; G protein-coupled receptor activity.